AUGGUGUCGCAGUCCGGGCCGGCUGAGGAUGCGCGGUUCAGACUCGUGUGGAGGGAGACGGAGAAAUCGUGGACCCCCGCGCUCGUCGCGGCGCUCCUGGGCUUGGACCUGGAGGUCGACGCCGCCGACGACAUGGGGCGUCCCCACGACGAAGGUGAAAAGGCAUCGGCGGUCGGCCCACCGCGGCAUGGGCGCGCUAGGGUUAGCGGAUGCCCGGGUACCGAGGUGACCGUGGAGGUGCCCACGUUGAGAGACCUCAAGCUGGCGCUCAGUUUUAACGGUCUCGAGGUGCCGCUCACGCACGGAUACCGACAUUACCGCCUCCAGCCGUCGCCACCGCACGACAACAUAUCGGAUGCGCAGGUACCUGGCGAGGAUCCGCCGCUCGUCGCGCAGCUCGCGCCGCUGAGCACCGAGGAGAUACUGACGAGGCUCAAGAAGGCUAGGAGGGAAGACGAUACAUCGCCGCCGUCCAAGCGACGCAAGGCGCAAGCAAAGGGGAGCAAAAACAAGACGCUGGCACACGCGCUCGCCGUCAACGACCUAGCACGAGCGAUGGGUGGCGUGAGGCCGGUGUAUCGAUGUCCGGGAGCGGCACCGCUCCGACCGGCCGACUUUGACGAGCUACGCGGGAAGCUUCUCGAAGCGCUGCGCGACUUUCAGGACUUUUUCGACAACCCGCAGCGCAAGGGCGUUCGAUCGCGGAGGUACCUCGUGCUGAAGCGGAAGGCGGUUGAUGACGCGGAAAAGUUUCGUAGGCGUUCGGUGGUGGACGUGCCGGAUCGGUGUCGGUCGGAAAUGGUCGGAACUGGGAACAAGGUGAGGGAACGCGCUCGGGUGUGGAGCCUAUGCGAAGAGGCGCUGCGAACCUUCUUCCUCGAGGGUCGUCAUCCCGAGUACGACAGUUUGGCGAUAACUUCCGAUUUUAGGGGCUCGCCCCACGUGGAUAAGAAGGAUACGUCGCACCAGUACGUGCUCGCGCUGGGUGACUUCGAGGGUGGGGAGCUGUGCGUCGAGGCUGGCGAGGGUGGCGAGAAGACGCUGGCGGUGGACGUGAAGAACAGACUCGGCAGGUUGGACGGGAGGGUGCCGCACUGGGUCAGCGGCUGGACCGGUGAGAGGUUCUCGCUGGUUUUCUUUCGAACCGGUGGGACACCGACGCCGAUUGAGCCCGUGGACGCGCACGUGCGCUGGAUGAAGUCGCAAUCGAUAGGAUCUUAG
Molecule: messenger RNA, 1221 nt
Organism: Micromonas commoda
Lineage: Eukaryota; Viridiplantae; Chlorophyta; Mamiellophyceae; Mamiellales; Mamiellaceae
Exons: 2
Coding region: 1-1221 (406 amino acids)
Source: RefSeq, a predicted model, not a curated record